AUGUAUGCGGCAGAGAUCAACGAACAAGCCUCAUGCACUCCAGAGUACCACCCCAACCCAAGAUUUGGUGAAGCCGUGCAUCCGGCAGAAAUUGACUACGGGCUGUCAUACAAACAAUUUGGCCUCUGGUCUCCAGAUAGCGGGCUAGACAUGUCGUCCGCCAGCGAUGUCCAAGGGGAGGUGUGCAAGUCGAGUAUUGAGAUUGGGAUGAAUCAGAAGUUAUACAAACCCGUCCAAGGGACGCCGUUACAUAUAGCGGCAGCAUUGGGGCACAUGACAGUGACACAAACACUGGUACGGCACAGGGCAGAUGUCAAUGCCGUCGACAAGGCCGGCCUAUCACCGCUGCAUUACGCAACGAGGAACGGCCACACGGAGGUUAUGGAGGAGCUUUUAAAGAAUGGGGCCGAUGUCGACUCGCUGGACGCGGAUGGGUGCACGCCGCUCUACCGUGCCGCAGAGACCGGCAACAAUGCCAUGGUAGAAAGGUUGCUAUCACACGGCGCAAGGCUGCGAUGA
This is a messenger RNA of Diaporthe batatas, 519 nucleotides long. RefSeq lists its product as uncharacterized. NCBI's taxonomy places the organism in Eukaryota, Fungi, Ascomycota, Sordariomycetes, Diaporthales, Diaporthaceae. The coding region runs from base 1 to 519 and encodes 172 amino acids. Gene Ontology annotation, molecular function: fatty-acyl-CoA binding; protein binding. The transcript has 2 exons. The record is from RefSeq and is a predicted model, not a curated record.